This is a messenger RNA of Talpa occidentalis (Iberian mole), 2311 nucleotides long. It is a transcript of the gene CAGE1, whose product is annotated as cancer antigen 1. Bases 133 to 1992 code for a protein of 619 amino acids. The transcript has 9 exons. NCBI's taxonomy places the organism in Eukaryota, Metazoa, Chordata, Mammalia, Eulipotyphla, Talpidae. The record is from RefSeq and is a predicted model, not a curated record.
GGGCUCUAGGUUUAAGGUCAACUGUCACAGCUCAUGUUCCUCCUCUCCCACACUUACCUUGUUUCUUGUAACUGACAGGUUGCCGUUUGCUCCCAAGGAGGGCAGAAUUCUGGGGAGAUUCCCGAGCUGUGCAUGGUUCACCCAAAGGAAGUCCCAGCAGAGGACGCGGAGGGGCACCAAAUUGUCCCAGCAGGCAUGUGGUCCCCUGCGGGCCUCUCCUGGAGUGGAGGAGCGUCUCCAGAAGACCACAGGAGCCCCGACACAGAGCAAAGCCUGGAGAGCUUCCAGCCGCUGGAAGAGGACAUGGCUUUGAAUGAGGUCUUGCAGAAGUUAAGACAGACCAACCAAAAGCAGCAGACUCGGAUCUACAACCUGCAGUGCAGCAACAGGUACUUGGAGAAGAAGGUGGCGGAGCUGCAGAGGAGGACGGCCAAGCAGCAGGUUUUCCUCGACGUCAUCAGUAAGCUGAAGGAGAAUGUGGAGGAGCUGAUCGAAGACAAGUACAGAGUGAUGCUGGAGAAGAAUGACACGGAGAAGACACUGCAGAAGGUGCACAAGGUCCUGGCCAGCACCCAGGGACACCUGCAGGACUGCAGGCACGAGAAGGAGGCCUUGCAGCUGGAGCUGAAGAAGGUCAAGACCAGCUACGUGCACCUGCAGGAAAGGUACGUGAACGAAAUGCAGCAGAAAAACGAGACCCUCAGCCAGUGCGUAGAGAGAGACAAGACCCUUAGCAGGAAGGAGGAGGAGGUGCAGCAGCUACAGCAGCUGAAGGGUGAGCUGGAGAAGGCCACCGCCUGCGCGCUGGACUUGCUGAAAAGGGAGAAAGAGACCCGAGAGCAAGAGCUCCUGUCUUUGCAGGAGGAAUUCCAGAGACAGGAAAAAGAAAACCUGGCCGAAAGGCAGAAGCUGAAGUCAAGGCUUGAGAACCUGAUUGCCCAAGUGAAGAAUUUGCAAAUCGUAUCUGAAAAUGAAAAAGAGAAGAACACACAACUCCAGGAGCAGAUUGACAGGGUCAGGCGCGAAAAUGCGAGGCUCCAGCAGCAGGUCACCAGGACCGAGAUGCCACCUCCCAGCCCUCUGCCGGCGCUGGCCAAGGAGCCCUCCCAGGACAUCCCGGGGCCCAUCCCGGAGCCAUCCAUCACCCAGGCCUCUGGAUUCUUUGUCCUCCUUGUGACGUGUCUGAACCUGUGCCCGAAGAAUGCCAGGAUGCUCCGACCUCACUUGCUCCUUGGCUGCUCUCGCCGGCCUGGUGAGGAAGAGAGCCCAGACCCCCCGGACAUGAAGAGGGCCGCUCAGCUGGCCUCCAAGAUUCACAGUCUCCUGGCACUGCUGGUGGGAUUUCUCAUGUGCCAGCCCCAGGGCGUCACCAGUCCUGACACUGAACCUGUCAAAGACGGCGAGAAAGUCAGCGACAUAAUGUUGCAAAAGCUGAAGAGCUUCCAUCACAAAAAGAAAAAUCUAGAUAAAGAGCUACUGAAACAUAAAGACAGAAUCACAACCUUUAGAGAGCUGAUUGCUAAUGAAAAAGCAUUUCAAGACCAGGUUAUUGAGACUACCGACUUUGAUUUGGGUGAGGCCAGCAGUGCCAGCGACAUCCCGGUCCUGCUAGGGGCCAAACUGGACAAGUACCACAACCUAAAUGAAGAGCUUGACUUCCUGAUCGGCAAACUGGGGAACCUGCUUGAGUCGAAGGAAAACCACUGCAACAGACUCAUCGCCGAGAACGACAGGUGCCAGAGACAUCUGGGCGACUUAAUAAACAAGGUGAUGUCCUACGAGGAGAUCAUCGAGUGCGCUGACCAGCGGCUGGAGCUGUCCCACUUCCACAUCACCCACUUAGAACAGAGAAAUAAACAUUUGGAAGAUUUGAUUAAGAAACCCAGGGAGAGGGCCAGAAAACUACGGCCGAGAGUAUUAGAGCAGCACCCCAAGUCCACAACUGCCGUCGUCCGGGCGGACAGCCGGUGUGGACAGUCCCAUGUCGCCUGACCUGCACCCCAUGAAAUGUGCCCUGGAGCUCCCAGCAGCCUGCAGCUUGGCCUCCCUGCCGCCUCCUGGCCCGCACCUCCACCCGCCUUGGGGCCACUCCCCUGCCCUCCACCGGCGCCAUCCCCGCAUGGACCCUGCUGCCUCCUUGGAGCAGACAGCAGCGGACCCAGGGGCCAGUGUGGCGCACAGGCGAGCGAGCUGCCGGACGCCCCUCCACCUGCCAGCCGCCACGUCAGCUCCUGGCCCUGCCCGCCACCACCUCUCGCCCACCACUUGUAACCGUAACAUGGUGUGAGGUCUCUGCUCCCUGGUGUUGUGU